Solanum dulcamara is the source of this 1512-nucleotide messenger RNA. RefSeq lists its product as uncharacterized. NCBI's taxonomy places the organism in Eukaryota, Viridiplantae, Streptophyta, Magnoliopsida, Solanales, Solanaceae. The transcript has 6 exons. The record is from RefSeq and is a predicted model, not a curated record. Bases 168 to 1295 code for a protein of 375 amino acids.
CUUGUUGAAAACUCUUUGGUGUCAGCUCCUUCAACAACAAAGAAACGUUGCAUUUCACCUGUGAAUUCAUCUUUUUAUCUUUCCCAAUUCGCCAAUUUUUAUCUGGGUUUUUGUUCAAGAAAAAGAAGAAUAAGAGCUUCUCAACUUCAUCAGUUUUUGGUAAUCUUAUGGAGAUAGCCGUCAUUGAUUGGAAAGCCAUUGAUUCAAGAUUCGUUAAAGAUGAUCUUUAUGAGCAUUUUAAAGCUCCUCAAUGGGUUGAUUUCUUCGCCCCGGAUGCUCCUGUUGAUGAUGAUGCUUGGUUCUGCAUACCAGAGUGUAAUCAUCCAAAGACAGUGGAAGAUUUCUACAAAGUAGCUACCCCUUCCUCCUCCUCCUCUAAGCUUCAAAGGUCAGCUAGUGUAUCUGAUAUUCCUCUCGGGGAACGAAAUAGGAGAGAUGCAACACUGAAGAAGAGAGGGCAAAUUCAACCGUCAGUCUCAUUGAAUAAAGACUUGAAAUAUGACAAGAUUGUUGAAGAUAGUGAAAAUCAGAAUCCCAAUUUUGCAACCCCUCCAAGGUUUAAGGCUAAAUUGAUGAAACAAACAAUCAAAUCGAGCACGGAGAAGAAGCCAGAUGAUGAGAAAGAAGAACAGAUACCAAAGUUGAGAAGUACUCUUUCAGCUAGGAAUCUAUUUGCUGGUGGGGAUUUGUUGAACAAGGUAUCUGAGUUCUGCAAUGAGCUGAAGAGACUAGUAGUUACCAGGACUAAAGAGAGAGAGAAGUGUGCAGAUGAGAACUUGGAAACAAGUCCACUAAUGGGGGAAAAUAAACAAAAGGAGCCAAUAAUUGUUGAUGAUAAAGAAAGGGAAAGGAAGCCAUUAACGGAGAUGACUAAAGAGACCAAUGAACUAGUGGCAAAGAGCAACACUAAGGAGAAACAGAGAAGGAAACUGAGAAAUGAUAAUGCAGAAAACACACCAAUACUUGUGGAUGUGAAGAACAUUAAGCGCAGAGAUGAAGAGAUCUUGUCUCAGAUCCGCACAAAUCCUCCCACUCCUCAGUGUUUCUCAGUCAGCCGGGGAAUUACAAAGGCCACUCCAUCUAAGCCUUUGAAAUCUAGGCCUCUGGAGACAAGGGGGAUCCUUCAAGAACUGGAACGAAGCAGCAAUGAAGGGAAGAGAAAGGAAGAUCCAAGGAAGAUGAUGAGUAAUAAUUAUCAAGAAGGACAGAGAGGUGAUGCUAUUGUUGCUGAAAAAGAAGCUACAAGAGCUUUGGAUGUUUUCUGGUUCUUGAAACCUUGCACACUUGCCAGCUGAGAAAGGUUCAGGCCACUGUUGCUGAACAACAUUUCAUACUUUAAAAGUGUCAUUUUGUUUUUCCAUAUUAUUUCAUUCUUUAUAGUUUCUGAUACACUCAAUCAAUCUAUGAUUUUACCCCAUUUCUUUGGUCUUUGGGGAAAAUAAGUUGUAAGAAAACAGUUCAAAGGUCCAGUGCAUGUAUUAAAUAAUAUUAUCCAUUUAUUGUUCAUUGAAA